AUGUCUUCUCCAGUAUCUUCUCCAAAGUACCACACGCUGUCGCUUCCCGUGGAUAUACCGUGGCUAAGUCACGUCUUCCCCUUCUCGCCGUCGCUCAACCAGGCAGCCGCGGAUAACCUGCGCUCGACACUCCUAGCUGCGUUACCGGACACACCAACGGCUCGUGGGCUUGCCGAUUUGUACUUUGCCAAUGCAUCAUGGAUGUAUCAUCCAGUGACAAAGGAGCAGUUCUACAAGCACAUAUUCGCACGUGUGUACCCGUACGCAACUGCAGAGUCGCCGGUAGACGCAGAGACAGACCGUGAUUCGGGCUCGUUCGAAAGUCACCGACUCGCCCUCUUGUACAUUGUCCUCGCUGUCGGCGUCCUUGUUGAUCUUAAACGACCUUCGCAUGAUACCGCUGCUGUGCGGUACUUCCAACUAUCCAAGGCGGCACUCAGCAUUGAUGCGGUCCUGGAAGAUCCGAGCAUACCGGGAAUCCAGGCCCUGGUGAUAAUGUGCCACUAUAUGUUCUUGAACGACGUUGACUCACAGAGGUGGACGCUAAUGGGGACGGUGAUCAACACGCGAUGGAAGCUCUCUCUGGAGGAGACGAAACUUCGUCGUGAAUUGUUUUGGGAGAUUUACGUGUACGACUCUUGGCAGAGCUUGACGUAUGGACGUCCCCCCUCCCUGGCUAUGGCCCACAUCGAUUGCAAGAUGGCGCAUGAAACUACGAAGUCUCCUUCCGGACAGGUAGAAAUGUCUUUCCAUGCUUGGAAACAGCGUUUCUCGUCUGAAUUACUUAGUAUUGUACAUGAUCAGGUGUUCGGCGCGAGGAACCCUUCUUACGCGACCGUGACUGAGCUGGACAAGCGUGUCCGUGCUUAUUAUAUUCCUCCAUCACUACAAGUCCCCGGCUUUGGCAGUGCGCCCAUGUACUCAGCUAGUGGUGAUCCGCCAAUGGUAUUAACAAUGCAACGGCAUAUUAUACUUGCCAUCAAGGAAGUCACGCUAUUGUAUAUGCACCGAGGAUUCUUCGCAAAAGCUAUGAGUGACAACCCUGUAGAUCCGCUCAGUGGGAAACAUGGCCAUUCAGUCUUGCGAGCUCAUGAGAGUGCAUCAUUCUUCGUCAAGCUCGUGAAAAGUCUGUGGCUUCAAUACAAAGACCUGACAGAGAGGAACUGGUUUUUGUUUACGCACGUCUUUUCGUGUGCUAUUGUCCUGGCUCUGAGAGACCUAGAUCAGGCGUACGACCUGUUCGCACAAUUGGGGGGAAAGAGUAGGACCGAGACGGUCUUGCCUGUGCUUGAGAGACUAAGGAACCGUGCCCAUGCAUCUAUGGAUGGAUACCAAAAUCAAACAAGAAAUGAAAUUGGCGGUAUAAAGCGCGAAUCAUCACCGGAGUUGAUUCCAAAAAUCGAAGAUGAGUUGACAAGGCUCGGAGGCAAGUCACGUCUUGUGGCUGAAGACCAACAAUCUCCUUCGACUUUGCGCAGAUCUCGUUCGCCCGUCUCAAGUCCGGCGGUUGUAUUCAAAUCUGAAUUUCCACAGGCUCUGGUCACUGCAUCAACAACAGUUUAUGCCCCUUACCCAACCGUACUCUGUGUCGGUUAACCACCAAUCACCAGAGAUGGCACUCUUCGGCGUGCAGCUUCCACCUGAACAUAUACGCGCCCAGGUACAAGCUCACUUGACUGCACAGAAUCAAGCACAAUGGCAGAACGAACAGACGAUGGAAUAUAGCUCAGCAGAGAUGGCGUCUGCUGCUGGAUACGGAAACGCCUCGCAAGUCCGUCCAGAGAUGAACAUAGUUGGUGUGAUGGGUUCUGAACCCAGUCAAAGUGUGGGUGUUGUCAGCGGUGCACAGCAUGGAGAUGGACACUAUGACAUGAGU
Messenger RNA from Fomitiporia mediterranea MF3/22, 1876 nucleotides. RefSeq lists its product as uncharacterized. Gene Ontology annotation, biological process: DNA-templated transcription. Lineage: Eukaryota; Fungi; Basidiomycota; Agaricomycetes; Hymenochaetales; Hymenochaetaceae. The transcript has 11 exons. Gene Ontology annotation, molecular function: DNA binding; zinc ion binding. Bases 1 to 1596 code for a protein of 531 amino acids. The record is from RefSeq and is a predicted model, not a curated record.